Yamadazyma tenuis ATCC 10573 is the source of this 2253-nucleotide messenger RNA. The record is from RefSeq and is a predicted model, not a curated record. Lineage: Eukaryota; Fungi; Ascomycota; Pichiomycetes; Serinales; Debaryomycetaceae.
GCCAGGCCCCAGGUUUCAAUCAUAUAAAGUCCACCCAUAUCCCUCUUGAUCCCACUCAUUCAUUAGUUUACAAAUGCUUUCAGAUAACUUCAAAAGCAGAGUGUCACAAUUGACGUGGGAGGGUGUACUCUUGUAUGCCAUUGGGGUAUUGACGCUUUAUUUCACUUACAGGUUUAUUAGAAAGACCACUCUAAAGUAUAAGUUCGGAGUUACAGAGGCAAGACUUCUUCCUAAAUCUUAUCCGUUUUUCAGCAGAAACCCUUAUACGUUUUUGUGCUUGAAGCGGGAUGGACUUGUUCUCGCUGAGGUGUUGAAGUUCAUGAGAUUAUAUGGACAUACCUGGAAGGCUAAUCUUGGACACCAAAUUGUGGUGACAGCAGACCCCGAAAACAUCAAGUCGAUCUUGGCCACCCAGUUCAAUGACUUUGUGAUGGGUUUGCGGCUUUCCCAGUUCCGUCCACUCUUGGGUGAAGGUGUUUUCACAUUGGAUGGACAUGGUUGGAAGCAAAGCAGAGCUAUGUUGAGACCCAAUUUCUCCAGAGAAAAGGUUGCCCAUACCCAGUCGUUGGAGUUUCACGUCCAGAAUCUUUCCAAACACAUUCGCAAACACAAUGGCCAGCCCUUUGACAUCCAAGAGUACUUUUUCCGUUACACGGUGGAUACUUCUACCGAGUUUUUGUUUGGUCACUCGUUGUAUGGGUUGAUGGAUGAGACCAUUGGAGAAACUCCUCCGGAGGGAAGCUUUAGAGGUUCAGGAAACUUCUAUGAGAGUUUCAACAUCUCCCAGGAAAUAUGUGCAUCUCGUGCUUGGGCACAGAAUUUGUAUUAUUUUGUGAACCCUAGGAACUUUAAGGCCAAUAACAAGAUUGUGCACGAGUUUGCCGAUUUUUACAUCAGCAAAGCUUUGCAGUAUGAUGACAAUGUUUUGCAAGAUAAAAGUAAGGAAGGGUACAUUUUCUUGUAUGAGUUGGUGAAAGAAACCCGGAAUCCAACCGUUUUGAGAGACCAAUUGUUGAAUAUUAUGAUUGCUGGAAGAGAUACUACUGCUGGUUUAUUGUCAAUGUUUUUCUUUGAAAUGUCCCGGAACCCUGAUAUCUUUGCCAAAUUGAAGGAAGAAAUUUACCGGGAGUUUGGCACAUAUGACAUGUGUGACCCAGAGGAUAUUACUUUUGAGAGCUUGAAAAAGAGUGAAUACUUGAAAUGGUGCAUCAACGAAACGUUAAGAAUGUAUCCAAAUGUGCCUUUGAAUUUCCGGUGUGCCAAGCGUGAUACCACCUUACCUCGUGGAGGUGGUAAAGACUUACAGCAACCAAUCUUGAUUGAGAAGGGAACAGUGGUGGCCUACAUUAUCUCUGCCACCCACAGAGACCCUCAAUACUAUGGCAAAGAUUCAGAAGUCUUCCGUCCGGAAAGAUGGGGUGAUAAAGACUUGAAGCCUGGUUGGGCCUUCUUGCCUUUCAACGGUGGUCCACGUAUCUGUCUUGGUCAACAGUUUGCUUUAACUGAAGCCAGUUAUACGAUUGUGAGAUUAUUGCAGAUGUUCCCCAAUCUUGUCAAUGAAGACAAAAGCAAACAGUAUCCACCACGUAUUCAUGCUCAGUUGACUCUUAGUUUGACUGACGGGGCUCACGUGAGAAUGUUUUAGGAGUUAAGGUUUAUAGGUUAAUUGGUACAAUACUACAGCAAAUUGCGGUUGAUAUCUAUAAGAUGGAGAAAAUAUUUAGAGAUGUAUAUUAAUUUAUUUUCCAGGGAUUAUAGGAGAUAUAGUUUGAGUUCGAAUAAGCAAUAAAAGAUACUGUAAAUAUAUUCAACAUAACCAAUACAUAAUCCAGUAUGUAACAUUUCCCAGCAUCACAACUUCGAUCUUGGGUCAGCAGCCCUCAAGAUCUUCUCAAGUGAAACCGCUUUCAUCAAAUUACCUUUGAUUUUCAACUUUCCACUCAUGUACAACUUCUGAGGAUUGGCUUCGUUGUUAACAAGCUUGAGGAAAUCCUUGUCGGCCAUGAACAAAGCCACAUCGGCCUUUGGGGGAGUUCCAUCUAUCUUUCUUACUUCUCCAGUGUUUUUAAACUCAAAAAACCAUGAUUUGGUCUCUUUGUCCUUAUUCUUCAACGUUAAGAUAACGUUUGCCUUGGCUUGUUUGAUGGAUUUAGCUCUCAAUUUUUCAUCAUCAUCCAAAACGCUCUUCAUAAAGUCGAGCAAUUCGGUUCCUUCGAAUCCUGGUUCACUAAGGCUUGACAUAGUAAAUGUUGU